Messenger RNA from Cooperia oncophora, 249 nucleotides. The record is from the annotation of a GenBank genome assembly. Lineage: Eukaryota; Metazoa; Nematoda; Chromadorea; Rhabditida; Trichostrongylidae.
AUGAACGUCGAUGGAUUUCUCUCCACAAGGAGUACGGCCCACCAUGCAUUUAUGAAAGGUAUCGACUUUCCAUCGAAGUUCUACCUCUGGACGACGACAAUGGAGCCGAUGAAGAAGAUGAUUUGUCGUGGACGAGCAGUGAACGGGAACGACGGAAAAGUGUUCGGCGAAGAAAACCUCAGUCGCAGUCAUCACGCGUUAGACGAGUAUCUCAGAUUAAAGAGGAAUGGGUUGACGGCGUGGAUUUGA